UCACUUGUAUACAUAUGACAUGUCUACUAGGGUUUCCGUACAAAACCCUCACACUCAGUUUCUCACUUUCUAAUUUCUAGAUUCGUCGUCCAAGUUCCUUUCUUCUUGCGUCUGUUCUGUUAAGUUAGGGUUUUUCUUUUCUUCGGGUCACUACAAUUCAAUGGCGGCAGCACCUGCGAUGGUCGCUCAGCCCAGCGCCUCCUCCAAGACUGAAUCCUAUAUCGACAACAAGCGAAAGGAGGACAUUCGUCAAGCCAACAUCUUGGCAGCGCGUGCGGUGGCCGACGCGGUGCGGACUAGUCUUGGGCCCAAGGGUAUGGACAAGAUGAUCUCCACUUCCAACGGCGAGGUCAUCAUCACCAACGACGGUGCCACCAUCCUCAACAAGAUGGAGGUUCUUCAGCCCGCUGCGAAGAUGCUCGUCGAGCUAUCUAAAUCUCAGGACGCCACUGCUGGCGAUGGUACCACCACCGUAGUUGUCAUUGCCGGUGCCUUCCUUAAAGAGUGCUUCACUCUCCUUUCCCACGGAAUUCACCCCACUGUCAUCUCAGAUUCGCUCCACAAGGCGGCUACGAAGGCCGUGGAUGUGCUUACUGCAAUGGCUGUACCCGUUGAGCUCUCCGAUCGUGAAUCGUUGGUUAAGUCUGCUAGCACUUCGUUGAACAGCAAGGUAGUUAGUCAGUACUCUACGCUUCUGGCUCCGCUUGCUGUGGACGCUGUUCUAUCUGUGGUGGACCCUGAAAAGCCUGAUUUGGUGGAUCUGCGGGACAUCAAAAUCGUGAAGAAGCUGGGUGGCACUGUGGACGAUACCGAGCUAGUUAAAGGGCUGGUUUUUGAUAAGAAGGCUAGUCAUGCUGCUGGUGGGCCGACCCGCAUGGAGAAUGCCAAGAUUGCUGUGAUUCAGUUCCAGAUUUCUCCCCCCAAGACCGAUAUUGAACAGAGCAUAAUUGUUUCUGAUUAUACCCAGAUGGAUAGGAUAUUGAAGGAGGAAAGGAAUUACAUUUUGGGGAUGAUUAAGAAGAUUAAGACAACCGGAUGUAAUGUCUUGUUGAUUCAGAAGAGUAUUUUGAGGGAUGCAGUGACUGAUUUGUCGCUACAUUAUUUGGCUAAAGCAAAGAUCUUGGUCGUUAAGGAUGUGGAGCGUGAUGAGAUUGAGUUUAUUACUAAAACUUUGAACUGCUUACCUAUUGCCAAUAUUGAGCAUUUCCGUGCUGAGAAGCUUGGGCAUGCUGAUCUUGUUGAGGAGGUUUCUCUGGGAGAUGGGAAGAUUGUGAAGAUAACUGGGAUUAAGGAUAUGGGAAGGACUACUACAGUGCUUGUCCGUGGGUCAAACCAGUUGGUUCUUGAUGAGGCAGAACGGAGCUUGCAUGAUGCUUUGUGUGUAGUUAGGUGUUUGGUGAACAAAAGGUUUUUGAUUGCAGGUGGUGGUGCCCCAGAGAUUGAGCUGUCGAGGCAGCUUGGUGCAUGGGCAAAGGUGUUGCACGGAAUGGAGGGGUACUGUGUUAGAUCAUUUGCAGAGGCGCUUGAGGUUAUUCCCUAUACUCUGGCUGAAAAUGCUGGUUUGAACCCCAUAGCCAUUGUUACUGAGCUGAGGAACCGGCAUGCACAAGGAGAGAUCAAUGCUGGUAUCAAUGUGAGGAAGGGUCAGAUCACAAACAUCUUGGAGGAGAACGUUGUGCAGCCCUUGCUUGUGAGCACAAGUGCUAUUACACUGGCAACAGAGUGUGUGCGGAUGAUUUUGAAGAUCGAUGACAUCGUUACCGUGAGGUAGCUUUGAAAUUGAAGCGUGAAACCUAUGUUGUGUUUCAGUUAUCUUCUGUCUCUGUUUGUACUACAUGGGAUAGUGGUCUAUGUGGUUAGGCUUGGUUAAGGAAUUUUGUUGCUGCUGCAUCUGUUGACAAGUUUUUACUUUGAAUUUGAGUAUUGCAUGGUGUUUAGAGCUCUAUUAAUGUUGACUUAUUUAUAUACGUUUCCUGGAAGUAUCCAGUUAUGCAGCUGUCUUCUGUGUUAAAUACACUGUAUUAGCAACACUAGUUGGGCAUGUGAGAAGCUCUCAUUA
Tripterygium wilfordii is the source of this 2059-nucleotide messenger RNA. RefSeq names its product T-complex protein 1 subunit delta. The transcript has a single exon. NCBI's taxonomy places the organism in Eukaryota, Viridiplantae, Streptophyta, Magnoliopsida, Celastrales, Celastraceae. Bases 161 to 1771 code for a protein of 536 amino acids. The record is from RefSeq and is a predicted model, not a curated record. Gene Ontology annotation, molecular function: ATP binding; ATP-dependent protein folding chaperone; ATP hydrolysis activity. Gene Ontology annotation, cellular component: chaperonin-containing T-complex. Gene Ontology annotation, biological process: protein folding.